AUGACCACCGUGGACGAUGCUCACAUCUCUGUGCGCUUCAAGCAUGGCAUCCACACUAUUUACCUAUUCGUCGACGCCCUCGCACCCUUUUCUGCCGUCACAAGUGAGCUGCUCGAGCUGCUGCGGGAACGAUAUCCCGCGGGACUGACGACUUCCGUCGCUCCUCCGAGGCAGACGUCCAUUCCCGCCGACGCCAGACUUGCCUACGCAGUGCUGAACAUCCCCACAGACCCUUCCAGAGGAUGGAGGAGACUUAAGGUCGGCGGGGACGAGGAACACACGCCGACAAAAUGUGGCUUGAAGAGCAACAGCAUUGUCGCCUUCAGCCUGGUCAGUGAAGACGACGUCGAUGACGAGGUGCUAUUCGAGGUGGAGUGGCCCAGGGAGGACGAGGAGCUCUAUGAACAAGGCGGAUAA
Molecule: messenger RNA, 417 nt
Organism: Hirsutella rhossiliensis
Lineage: Eukaryota; Fungi; Ascomycota; Sordariomycetes; Hypocreales; Ophiocordycipitaceae
Exons: 2
Coding region: 1-417 (138 amino acids)
Source: RefSeq, a predicted model, not a curated record